UAUGAUAUCGAAAAAAAAAAAAUAACAGAUACGGUGGAAUAUGGAAAUGGAAUACUAAAACCUCACGCCUCAAUUGUCUUUGGUUUCACCUGUUUUGCUCUUUAGCUGCGUACUCCACGAAACCCUCGCAGUUCAGUACCUCAUCAGAAUCUCAUUCUUCCAUUUACCAUUAUCAUUAUCAUGGAUAUUGAGGAGGAGAUUCGUUCUUUACAGCUUGACUCAGCAGAAGACAGUAAUGGGGUGGUGAAUCCAGAGGAUGAGAAGCCAGAUGUUGAUAAUUUUGAUAAGAUGGAUGAAGGUUUGUUGUCAGGAAGUGAUCCAAAGCAGGAGGUUCAGGCUCAGGCUGUUGAGGCCGAGCCAAAAGGUAUUGAAAUUACUGCUGUUCAAGACGAAGUUGAGCCAGAGAUAACGAAAAGGCACUUGAAUGUUGUGUUUAUUGGGCAUGUUGAUGCUGGAAAGUCUACAACAGGAGGCCAGAUACUUUUCCUCAGUGGUCAGGUUGAUGAUCGAACUAUCCAAAAAUAUGAGAAAGAAGCUAAGGACAAAAGUCGAGAAAGCUGGUACAUGGCUUAUAUCAUGGACACAAAUGAGGAGGAGAGAGUAAAGGGAAAAACAGUUGAAGUUGGAAGAGCGCAUUUUGAGACAGAGACAACAAGGUUCACCAUUUUGGAUGCACCUGGCCACAAGAGCUAUGUUCCUAAUAUGAUCAGUGGUGCAUCUCAAGCUGAUAUUGGAGUGUUGGUAAUUUCUGCUCGGAAGGGAGAGUUUGAAACUGGAUAUGAGAGAGGCGGACAAACCCGUGAACAUGUCCAGCUUGCAAAAACACUGGGUGUGGCUAAGCUGCUUGUUGUUGUCAAUAAAAUGGAUGAUCCUACAGUAAACUGGUCAAAAGAAAGGUAUGAUGAGAUCGAGUCAAAGAUGAUUCCAUUUCUAAAGCAAUCAGGAUACAAUGUAAAGAAAGAUGUCUUGUUUUUACCUAUAUCGGGGCUCAUGGGUUCAAACUUAAAAACAAGAAUGGAUAAAAGCAUUUGUUCAUGGUGGGAUGGGCCUUGCUUAUUUGAAGCCCUUGAUGGUAUCGAAGUUCCUCUGCGAGAUCCCAAAAGUCCUUUCAGGAUGCCUUUAAUUGACAAAUUUAAAGACAUGGGAACUGUUGUUAUGGGCAAAGUGGAAUCUGGUACUAUUCGGGAGGGAGAUACCCUUUUUGUCAUGCCAAAUAAGGAUCAAGUAAAAGUCGUUGCUAUAUAUAUUGAUGAAAAUCGGGUUAAACGUGCUGGACCUGGUGAAAAUUUACGGGUUCGAUUAUCUGGUAUUGAAGAAGAAGACAUACUAUCUGGGUUCGUCUUGUCUAGUGUUGAAAAUCCAAUACCAGCAGUUACCGAGUUUGUUGCUCAGUUGGCAAUCCUUGAAUUAAUGGACAAUGCUAUUUUUACUGCUGGAUACAAGGCUGUUCUGCACAUCCACUCUGUAGUUGAGGAAUGUGAGAUCGUUGAGCUAUUGCAACAAAUUGAUCCAAAGACAAGGAAGCCUAUGAAAAAGAAAGUUCUUUUUGUAAAGAAUGGCGCUAAUGUAAUAUGCCGUGUUCAGGUUAAUAACACGAUAUGCAUUGAGAAGUUCUCUGAUUUUCCACAACUAGGGAGGUUCACUCUUCGCACUGAAGGAAAAACUGUUGCUGUGGGAAAAGUCAAUGCUCUUUGAGUUUGUAAAAUUUUUGACUAGAGAGACAAAUGGAGUGGCAGCAUUAGGGCAUAAUUCACAUAAUAUCCAUUUCAUUUCGGAAUUUUGUUUUCCUUUUUCUUGGGGUGUACUCAACGAAGAGUUAUUUGUUGCAGCUGGUGCCCAUGUACUUGUAUGCGGCCGAACAAGGCCUGGUUGCUUCAGUAUUAUACGGUUGGCGGCUUCCAACCAUACUACAUGAGAUAUAUAACUGAAAAUUGAUGGUUUUGAAUCGAUCCACCUGAUUAGCUGUGGCAUCUGAUGACUAUUCAUAUUUUAGAAUAACAGCAAUCGAACAAAUUUUCUAGUCACAGUUGACUAGGGCAUAUUUUAUUUUAUGUUGAUAAAUGAAUUAUUUAUAGUAUUAUUAACGAGUAUACAUGGUGGAAUUUUGUAGAAUUGGGAAUUUACAAGUCGGAUUUAUCGUCUUAUGUAUUUCGAGAAUGAACUAAUAUGCCAUGCGAUUUGCCGCAAUGCUAUGUGGUAGUUAUUCC
Messenger RNA from Cicer arietinum (chickpea), 2207 nucleotides. NCBI's taxonomy places the organism in Eukaryota, Viridiplantae, Streptophyta, Magnoliopsida, Fabales, Fabaceae. The record is from RefSeq and is a predicted model, not a curated record.